Akanthomyces muscarius is the source of this 1128-nucleotide messenger RNA. RefSeq lists its product as uncharacterized. Gene Ontology annotation, biological process: pantothenate biosynthetic process. NCBI's taxonomy places the organism in Eukaryota, Fungi, Ascomycota, Sordariomycetes, Hypocreales, Cordycipitaceae. The transcript has a single exon. Bases 1 to 1128 code for a protein of 375 amino acids. The record is from RefSeq and is a predicted model, not a curated record. Gene Ontology annotation, molecular function: pantoate-beta-alanine ligase activity.
AUGUUUGCGCGCAGCCGGCCCCAGCUGGCGGCACGUGUACCUCUCCACGCGAUCCGAUCUCGACUCUUUGUCCAGACAGUCUGCUCAACAUCAUCUGCCGAAAAGCUGCCGUCGACGUCCAUACGCGUCCUACGAACAAACGAUGCGGUCCGACGAUGGCGCAAGCCGCACACGCUGAGCCAGCACAGCGUCGGGCUAGUGCCCACCAUGGGUGCCCUGCACGAGGGCCACCUUGCGCUCAUUCGCGCCGCAGCCAGGGAGAACCACCAUGUCGUGGUGAGCAUCUACGUGAAUCCGGCCCAAUUCGGCAUCAAGGAGGACCUGAGCUCCUACCCGGUGACCUGGGAGACGGACACGGCGGCGCUGGCCAAGCUCGACCGGGAGCUGGCCGACGACGGCGCCAACCUCGGCCGCAUAUCUGCCGUGUUCGCGCCCACCACCAGCGAGAUCUACCCGUCGGGCUUUCCCGGCCAGGAGGUUGACAGCAAGGGCAGCUUCGUCACCAUCACGCCCGUCAGCGAGGUCCUCGAGGGCGCGAGCCGGCCGACCUUUUUCCGCGGCGUGGCCACGGUCUGCAUGAAGCUCUUCAACAUUGUGCAGCCGGAGCGUGUCUACUUUGGCCAAAAGGACGUCCAGCAGACCGUCGUCAUCAAGAGCAUGACGCGCGACUUCAUCCUGCCGACCGAGGUCGUCGUCUGCCCCACGGAGCGCGAGCGCGACGGCCUGGCGCUGAGCUCGCGCAACGUCUACCUCGGCACCCGGCGGCGCAGGGUCGGCAUCGUGCUGAACCGCGCGCUGGUCGCCGCCGCCAACUCGUACGGCGGCGGCAACCUCGACCGCAAGUCGGUCCUGGGCACCGCGCACGAAGUGGUUGCGGCCGUGGUCCAGGCGCAGUCUAGACUGCCUCCGACCCAGCGUGUGCUGUUCGAGGUCGACUACAUCUCUCUGGCGGAACCCGAUACGCUGCAAGAAGUCGACGUGAUUGAUCCUGAACGUGGAGCGGUGUUGAGCGGCGCCAUUAAGAUGCUUCCGCUAGAAGAGGCACUCCCCGGAGAGGAUGUUGGGCAUGCCGGAGGGCCGGCUGUGAGAUUAAUAGACAAUCUCAUCCUGAAGCCUGCAAAAGCAUAG